UAUAUUUUUUAUGGCUGUGUUAGAGCAGUGUUAUCUUCCAAAACCCUAAAUCCUUUUCUCCAUCGGAUUCUUCUUACAGACCAGUUUCGAUUACCUUUCAAAGAUUGUUGUUCGUAGAAGCUUCGAUAGCUAUCGAACAUGGCGUCUGUAGAUCCGGAGAUCACCAAAACGCAAGAGGAGAGGCGGAAGAUGGAGCAGGAGCUCGCGUCCCUCACUUCGCUAACUUUCGAUCGCGAUCUGUACGGAGGCACUGACCGUGAUGCCUACGUGACUUCAAUCCCCGUGGUCGACGAGGAAGAUGCGAAUCCGGACCCUGCCGGGUCGGAAGUGGCGCGGCGGCUUGCGUCUUACACUGCUCCGAAGUCGCUUCUCAAUGAUGUGGCCCGUAGUCAGGGCGAAGAUGACGAUGGAGGGUUUAAAGCAAGGAAGAGUAUUGCAGACAGAGAGGAUGACUAUAGGAGGAAGAGACUCAAUCGGGUUUUGUCUCCGGACAGAAAUGAUCCGUUUGCGAUGGGAGAGAAGACGCCGGAUCCAAGUAUUAGAACUUACGCGGAUCACAUGAAGGAAACAGCAUUGCAGAAAGAGAGGGAGGAGACUAUGAGGCUUAUUGCUAAGAAAAAGAAAGAGGAAGAAGAAGCCGCGGAAAAGGGACAGAAAGAAUCUGCUCCUGCUGCUGCUCAGCCGAAGAGGAGGAACCGAUGGGAUCAGUCGGAAGAUGAUGGUGGUGCCGCAGCUGUGAAGAAGGCUAAGUCAACUUCGGAUUGGGACUUACCGGAUGCGGCUCCAGGGAUCGGGCGGUGGGAUGCAACACCGACUCCAGGGAGAGUUUCUGAUGCCACCCCAUCUGCUGGGCGUAGGAAUAGAUGGGACGAGACGCCGACUCCUGGUCGUGUGACAGACUCUGACGCCACACCAGCUGGUGGGGUUACUCCCGGUGCGACGCCUGCAGGAGUUACUUGGGAUGCGACUCCAAAAGGACUUGCUACUCCUACCCCGAAACGGCAACGUUCUAGGUGGGAUGAGACACCAGCCACUAUGGGCAGUGCUACACCCAUGGCUGGAGCUACUCCAGCCGCUUACACUCCUGGUGUCACCCCUAUCGGUGGGGUUGAUCUGGCUACCCCUACACCAGGCCAGAUUAAUCUUCGUGGCGCUCUCACGCCUGAACAGUACAAUCUGUUGAGGUGGGAGAGGGAUAUCGAGGAGAGAAACAGGCCUUUGACUGAUGAAGAGCUUGAUGCUAUGUUUCCUCAAGAGGGUUACAAGGUUCUUGAGCCACCUGCUUCAUAUGUUCCCAUCCGAACCCCUGCGAGAAAACUUCUCGCAACACCAACACCCAUGGCGACUCCUGGAUACAUUAUUCCUGAAGAAAAUCGUGGGCAGCAGUAUGAUGUGCCCAAGGAAGUUCCUGGCGGGUUGCCAUUUAUGAAACCUGAGGAUUAUCAGUAUUUUGGAGCGUUAUUGAAUGAGGAUGAUGAAGAGGAGCUGUCCCCCGAGGAGCAGAAAGAGCGCAAGAUAAUGAAACUGUUGUUGAAGGUUAAAAAUGGAACGCCUCCCCAGAGGAAAACGGCCCUGAGGCAGCUUACUGACAAGGCUCGUGAAUUGGGCGCUGGUCCUUUGUUUAAUAAGAUUUUGCCUUUGCUCAUGCAACCCACUUUGGAAGAUCAAGAGAGGCAUCUGUUGGUCAAAGUGAUUGAUAGGAUUCUGUAUAAAUUGGAUGAGUUGGUAAGGCCUUUUGUCCACAAAAUUCUUGUUGUCAUCGAGCCUUUGUUGAUUGAUGAAGAUUAUUAUGCACGUGUGGAAGGAAGAGAGAUUAUUUCUAACCUUAGCAAGGCUGCUGGUUUAGCUACCAUGAUUGCUGCUAUGCGUCCUGAUAUUGACAACAUUGAUGAAUAUGUGAGGAACACAACCGCUAGAGCUUUCAGUGUCGUAGCUUCAGCACUUGGAAUUCCUGCACUUUUGCCCUUCUUGAAAGCUGUGUGUCAGAGCAAGAAGUCAUGGCAGGCACGUCAUACUGGGAUUAAGAUUGUUCAGCAGAUUGCUAUCUUGAUUGGUUGUGCUGUUCUACCUCAUCUAAGGUCUCUAGUCGAAAUUAUUGAACACGGGCUCAAUGAUGAAAAUCAGAAGGUGAGGACUAUUACUGCUUUGUCUCUUGCUGCCCUUGCCGAGGCAUCUGCGCCAUAUGGUAUCGAGAGCUUUGACUCUGUCCUGAAGCCUCUGUGGAAAGGUAUCAGAUCACACCGCGGUAAGGUAUUGGCUGCUUUCUUGAAGGCAAUUGGUUUCAUCAUCCCAUUGAUGGAUGCUAUAUAUGCUAGCUACUAUACAAAAGAAGUGAUGGUUAUUCUGAUCCGGGAGUUCCAGUCUCCUGACGAGGAGAUGAAGAAGAUUGUCCUCAAGGUGGUGAAGCAGUGUGUGAGUACAGAGGGUGUCGAAGCUGAUUAUAUUCGCAGCGAUAUUCUCCCCGAGUUCUUCAGGCACUUCUGGGUAAGGAGAAUGGCGCUGGACAGGAGAAACUAUAAACAGCUCGUUGAAACUACCGUAGAGAUUGCAAACAAGGUUGGGGUCGCUGAUAUCGUAGGGAGAGUUGUCGAAGAUCUUAAAGACGAGAGUGAGCCCUACAGACGUAUGGUUAUGGAGACAAUCGAUAAGGUUGUCACGAACCUGGGGGCAUCUGAUAUCGACGCUAGAUUGGAGGAAUUGCUCAUCGACGGAAUUCUUUACGCUUUCCAAGAGCAGACCAGUGACGAUGCUAAUGUGAUGCUUAACGGGUUUGGUGCAGUUGUGAAUGCUCUAGGACAGCGAGUGAAGCCAUACCUUCCACAGAUUUGUGGUACCAUCAAGUGGCGAUUGAACAACAAGAGCGCAAAGGUAAGACAGCAGGCUGCCGAUCUUAUUUCUAGAAUAGCGGUUGUAAUGAAGCAAUGUGGAGAGGAACAGCUGAUGGGCCAUCUCGGUGUUGUCCUGUACGAAUAUCUCGGAGAAGAGUACCCGGAAGUCUUGGGAUCGAUUCUUGGAGCCCUCAAAUCUAUCGUUAACGUGAUUGGUAUGACGAAGAUGACUCCUCCCAUUAAGGACUUGCUUCCGAGAUUGACCCCGAUCUUGAAGAACAGGCACGAGAAGGUGCAAGAGAACUGUAUCGAUCUCGUUGGUAGGAUCGCCGAUCGUGGUGCCGAGUUUGUUCCGGCCAGGGAGUGGAUGAGAAUCUGUUUUGAGCUUCUUGAAAUGCUCAAGGCCCACAAGAAGGGAAUCCGUCGUGCCACUGUCAAUACCUUUGGAUACAUUGCCAAAGCCAUUGGACCACAAGAUGUAUUGGCAACGCUGUUGAACAAUCUCAAAGUCCAAGAACGUCAGAACCGUGUCUGUACAACCGUGGCAAUCGCCAUCGUGGCGGAAACAUGUUCUCCCUUCACAGUCCUACCGGCACUGAUGAACGAGUACCGUGUCCCCGAGCUUAAUGUCCAGAAUGGCGUCCUGAAGUCACUCUCCUUCCUGUUUGAGUACAUUGGCGAGAUGGGCAAAGACUACAUAUAUGCAGUGACGCCAUUGCUGGAGGACGCGCUCAUGGACAGAGACCUGGUUCACAGGCAGACGGCAGCAUCGGCCGUGAAGCACAUGGCGUUGGGCGUGGCUGGUCUGGGAUGUGAAGACGCAUUGGUCCAUUUACUGAACUAUGUAUGGCCCAACAUAUUUGAGACGUCGCCUCACGUGAUAAACGCAGUGAUGGAGGCCAUAGAAGGGAUGAGAGUGGCAUUGGGCUCGGCCGUCGUGCUUAACUAUUGCCUGCAGGGGCUGUUCCAUCCGGCUCGGAAGGUCAGGGAAGUGUACUGGAAGAUCUACAACUCGCUUUAUAUCGGCGGUCAGGAUGCGCUGGUGGCGGCCUACCCGAUUCUCGAGGACGAGCAGAACAAUGUCUACAGUCGACCCGAGCUUAUGAUGUUCAUCUAACACAUGUCCGAUUCACUUUUGUCCUGUCUUGUCUACGGUGUCUAGUUUGUAGUUUUGUGCAAAACUCUCCGAGGAAAAACAGCAUUAUCCUAUGUAUUGUGUUGUCUGGUGAA
Messenger RNA from Tarenaya hassleriana, 4058 nucleotides. Its product is annotated as splicing factor 3B subunit 1. Gene Ontology annotation, molecular function: mRNA binding. Gene Ontology annotation, biological process: spliceosomal complex assembly. The coding region runs from base 139 to 3945 and encodes 1268 amino acids. Gene Ontology annotation, cellular component: U2 snRNP; catalytic step 2 spliceosome; U2-type prespliceosome. The transcript has 3 exons. NCBI's taxonomy places the organism in Eukaryota, Viridiplantae, Streptophyta, Magnoliopsida, Brassicales, Cleomaceae. The record is from RefSeq and is a predicted model, not a curated record.